AUGAUCCUAAUAUCAGGAGUUGCCAUUGAUGUUCUGUUGUUAGUGUUGCUGGUGUUGGUUUUCUCUUCUAGUUUCCAUAUCUCAGUCUCUGGUUCUUCGUUUAGUUUAACUUAUACAGAACAAGUACAAGUUAAUGAAGAAAUGGAAGCUCUUCUGCAGUGGAAAUCAACCUUUAUUAACCAAACUUCACUUGUCCUUCCAUCAUGGAACAGAAAUUAUACCGAUGGUACACUAAAUCCAUGCACAUGGUAUGGAAUCACUUGUAACAACAAGGGAAGCGUCACGGAAUUGAAUCUUCUAGGUUUGGGUUUACAAGGUGCACUUCAUGAUUUAAAUUUUGCAUCUUUCUCCAAUUUGGUUAGUCUUGACUUCAGCGAAAACAAACUCUCCGGGUUCAUUCCUUCUCAAAUUGGUAAUCUUUCAAAACUCACAGAUCUUACUCUUUCCAAUAAUCUAAUCAGUGGAUUUAUCCCUCAAGAAAUUGGCAAUUUGCAUUCUCUCACUAAUCUGUGGUUGUCUGUGAACCAACUCAAUGGUUCUAUUCCUUCUUCUAUAUGCAACCUGACCAACUUGAUCAACAUAUCGGUCCGGGCUAAUAAUCUUUCUGGCAUCAUUCCUCGAGAAAUCGGAAAUUUAAGGUCCCUUAGUGCUUUGAUUUUAUCCUCCAAUACUUUCACUGGUUCUAUCCCUUCUUCUUUAACUAACUUGACUUCCUUGCGUCUUCUUCUUGCUCAUGAAAAUCAUCUCAGUGGUUCAAUCCCUCAUGAUAUAGGAAAUUUAAGGUCUCUUUAUCAAUUAUCUUUGUAUAUGAAUAAGCUAACUGGUUCAAUUCCUAAUUCUGUGGGAAAUUUGAGAAAUGUAGCUCAAUUUUCUCUUUCUGACAAUCAACUAUCUGGGUCAAUACCAAGAGAAUUCGGCAAUCUACACUUGUUGGCGCUACUAUCUUUGGAUAGUAACUCUCUUUCAGGAAGUAUACCUUCUAAUAUAGGGUACUGCAUCGCGCUUACAUAUCUAAACCUAGGCAAUAACAAUCUCUCUGGAGAUAUUCCAAAUGAGCUUGCAAAUGCAGAAUUACUGGAAUAUUUGCAACUAAAUGAUAACAACCUCAGUGGUACCCUUUCUAGUUCAUUCGGUAAACUUCAGCAUUUGAAAGUUCUGAAUUUAGCGGACAACUAUGUUGAAGGCAAUAUACCUUCUGAGUAUGGUUCACUUCAUGACCUUCAGAUCUUUUCUUUAAGGUCAAACAAGUUCAAUGGGUCCAUUCCUGAAGAGAUUACUCAUUUGCAUGAACUCCGCAUUCUGGACUUGUCGCAAAACAAUCUCACUGGCCUACUUCCUAAGAAUGUCGGCAACCUGAAGAAGCUAUUAAGUAGACUUGAUGACAUAUCUACGAUUACCUAUUAUGCCUCCGAGAAUGUGAAGUUGAAUAUGGUGAUCAAAGGGAUCAGUGCUCCGCUUCCGAUAUUCUUAAGUUAUACCUCAGCGAUUGAUCUGUCGAGCAACAAUAUUGAGGGAAACAUUCCAAAAGAAAUAGGGUUAUUGAAAGGGCUUUAUAUGCUUAAUUUGUCCCACAAUCAUUUCUCGGGUGAUAUCCCUGCGAAUGUUGGAGAUAUGUCUGGUUUAGAGUCUUUGGAUUUAAGUUGGAAUAGAUUGUCUGGAAAUAUCCCACAGUCUUUGACAUCAAUGGAUUCUCUUGGUUUCAUGAAUUUAUCUUACAACAAGUUUAGUGGAAAGAUUCCAGGAGGAACUCACUUUGAGACUUUGAGUUGGGAUGGUUCAGUUUUCAUUGGGAACGAUUUACUAUGCGGCACACCAACUAAGAACGUUUGCGAGGAUCAACGGGAUAUUAAUCCUGCAAAUGAAAAUGAAGAAUAUGGCCAAGAGGAUGCAAAUGAGAGAUUUCUGUUUUACGGUGUUAUCGCCAUAGGAUUUGUGGUUGGAUUUUGGGGUUUGUUCUUUGUUUUGCUUAUUAAAAAAGAAAAAUGGUGGUUUAGGUAUUGGGAAACUGUUGAUUCUAUUGCAGUUAGAAUUACACAUCAUACCAAAAAACAAUCAUAG
Molecule: messenger RNA, 2058 nt
Organism: Papaver somniferum (opium poppy)
Lineage: Eukaryota; Viridiplantae; Streptophyta; Magnoliopsida; Ranunculales; Papaveraceae
Product: probable leucine-rich repeat receptor-like protein kinase At1g35710
Exons: 1
Coding region: 1-2058 (685 amino acids)
Biological process (GO): hormone-mediated signaling pathway
Cellular component (GO): plasma membrane
Molecular function (GO): protein binding
Source: RefSeq, a predicted model, not a curated record